UGGCAAACCAUUUUCACGUGAGGCCGGCCAUAGCCCCCACCCCCAGUGCGGUGGAGCACUUUCAGACGACAAGGCUUCACUGUCCCCGUCCUCGCCGGAGAGCAUUCGCGGCUGCGCUGCUCUGAUUCCACCCCGCCCGCCGUCUCCGCCGCGCCAGCUCUACCCUCCACUGUAAUCUGCCAUAGAAGAUGGACUCGAAGAAGGUGUUUACUGCUGGUAGUCUGACUGAUGAUAUAGUGGUGGAAAUCCUCUCUCGGGUGCCGUACAAGUCUUUCUGCCGCUUCAAAUGUGUCUCGAAGGCAUGGCUUGCCUUCUCCUCUGAUCCACACUACUGCCAGAAACUGCCAAAGAUUCCCACUGGUCUUUUUCACAAAGGCAAAGACGGGUCUGUUGUCCAGCUUCUUAGCCUGUCCCCAAAUGACGAGGGAAUUGAUGGAGCUCUUACAUUCUUGCCGCACCAUGAGCAUUUGGAAUUUGUGGACUGUUGCAAUGGCCUAGUUCUUUGUAAGUAUAAGAGCAGCUAUACUUCUCCAGAUAUUUGCCGCUUCAUCGUGUGCAACCCGGCAACGCGAGAGUGGCAGACGCUUCCUGAUACCCAUUCUGAACUAGUUGGUCCAGAAGACUCCAUAUAUACAACUUUUUUGGCCUUUGAUCCAUCAUGGUCGGCGCAGUUCUAUGUCUUCAACUUUGAGGAGAGGUUCAACAAUGAUAGUUGGUUAGGUGGUGUCAAGAAACUUGAGGUGUUUUCGUCUGACCUAUCCAUGUGGCUUGUGGAUGCUGCAUGGAGUUCUGGUAUACAGGUUUGCAAAUCUCAUGGCUUUAUAGGUGGAGUGUUGUAUGUGAACACAUAUGACCAUCAGACUCUGGUGUUGGAGGGCUUGGAGGCAAUAAGUUCAGGCAUACCGCCCCGUCAUUUCACUAUCAAGAUGCCGUAUGACCCUAUGAGACCCGUCAAUGGUUGCUUUGGCCAAUUAUCGGGGUUCUUGCAGUAUGCAUUUCCAGAGGAGAGUGGUGAUACAGUUGCAGUUUUCGGUCUUGAUGCUGAUCGUCCUUACAAAUGGUCUUUGAAGAACCGUCUUCACAUAAGAGAUGCAUUUGGAAGGGAUGACCUUUUUUACCGUGUUGGAUUCUUCCGCUGGCUUAUUUAUAGGGUUGUGGCUCUUGACCUGGAAAGAGAAGUUUUAUUCCUCGUCGACACACAUGCAGAGAAACUUUUGUCGUACAACAUCAACACUGGGAAACAUAGCGUGAUCCAUAGCGUGAUCCAAGAUGAUUGCCUUCUGGGCGACUCAGGGUACUGUUAUUACGUAGCGUGCUACUCAAAGCUUCCAGGCUAAGCCAUGUAUGUGAUGUAGUGAGCUGUAGCAUCUCUUGUGUGAACCUCCUUUUUACCAUUUUGUUAUCGGAGAGGCUGCACGUGUUUUUCUCUAUUUCAGACGUAGCCAAGGAACUUGUUAAUUAUUCGGGUAAUAGUUGACAACCAUGCCCAUGUUGUGGAUGUUUGUGUCUGCAAAUGGGUUUAGCUGCCAACAGAACAUUGCAUUUAAGCAACACGUGUUUUUCUCUCUUUGAGAUGUAGGCGAGAAACUUGUUAAUUAUUAUGGUUCUAGGUGACAACUAUGCUCAUGUUGUGGACGUUUGUGCCUGCAAAUGGGCUUA
This is a messenger RNA of Lolium rigidum, 1659 nucleotides long. Its product is annotated as putative F-box protein At4g09190. Gene Ontology annotation, molecular function: protein binding. NCBI's taxonomy places the organism in Eukaryota, Viridiplantae, Streptophyta, Magnoliopsida, Poales, Poaceae. Bases 189 to 1337 code for a protein of 382 amino acids. The transcript has 2 exons. The record is from RefSeq and is a predicted model, not a curated record.